UGUAGUCGAAAUUAAUUUCGACCACCCCCUCGAACAAAAUGGCUGUCUCUUUAAAUAUCGUGGGAUAUCCACGAGUAACCAAGAAAGAACAAAACAAUUUCUAUUCAAUGGAUUGACUUGUUUGACGCUCCCUGGCAUUUCUUCUUGAACUAGGGGCUAGCUUGAAAAAGUGGUCGUCAUGGAUACCACCACGUCCCUCAAGACGUCUACUCUGGCCAUCCAGAGUCUGUUCAGCUUGGUGGAGGAGGAGAACCUACCUGCCAUCAAGGCACACCUGGACAAGUUCAGAGAGGUGGACAGCAGAAGUGAUCAUGGCCAGACUGCCCUGAUGGUGGCAGCAGAGCAGGGCAACCUGGAGAUCGUACAGGAGCUCAUCAGGCGGGGGGCCAACGUUAACCUGGAUGAUGUGGACUGCUGGACUGCCCUGAUAUCGGCUGCCAAGGAGGGCCACAUCGACGUGGUGAAGGAGCUGUUGACCAACAAUGCCAACCUGGAGAACCGAGACAUGGGAGGCUGGACUGCUCUCAUGUGGGCUGCCUAUAAGGGUCGGACCGAGGUGGCACGCCUGCUGCUGGAGAGAGGAGCCAACGCCAACAUCACCGGUCAGUACAGCGUGUACCCCAUCAUCUGGGCAGCGGGGCGAGGCCAUGCUGAGAUCGUCCAUCUCCUCCUGCAGCACGGGGCCAAAGUCAACUGCUCGGACAAGUAUGGCACCACCCCUCUGAUCUGGGCUGCCAGGAAGGGCCACUAUAACUGUGUGACACACCUGCUGAAGAAUGGUGCCGAUGCUGACCAGGAGGGGGCGAACUCCAUGACGGCCCUGAUCGUGGCGGUGAAGGGCGGCUACACGGAGGUGGUGAAGGAGCUGCUGAAGAGGAACCCCAACGUCAACAUGACGGAGAAGGACGGCAACACCGCCCUCAUGAUCGCAGCCAUCGAGGGACACACGGAAAUUGUGCAGGAUCUGCUGGAUGCGGGGACCUAUGUCAACAUACCAGACAGGAGUGGGGACACUGUGCUGAUUGCAGCGGUCAGAGGAGGCCAAGUGGACAUUGUGCGAGCCCUGUUGCACAAAUACGCUGACAUUGAUGUCAGAGGGCAGGAUGGCAAGACUGCUCUGUACUGGGCUGUGGAGAAGGGCAAUGCCACCAUGGUGCGGGACAUCCUGCAGUGCAACCCUGACACAGAGGCCUGCACCAAGGAUGCGGAGACUCCCCUGAUCAAGGCCACUAAGAUGAGGAACAUUGAGAUUGUGGAGCAUCUCCUGGACAAAGGAGCUAGAGUCUCUGCUGUGGAUAAGAAAGGAGACACUGCUCUCCACAUAGCCAUAAGGGGGCGGAGCAGGAAGUUAGCGGAGCUCUUGCUGCGGAACCCAAAAGAUGGCCGCCUUCUCUACCGGCCCAACAAGGAGGGCGAGACCCCGUACAACAUCGACUGCACCCACCAGAAGAGCAUCCUCACACAGAUCUUUGGCGCCAAGCACCUGUCCCCCUCCGAGGCAGACGGGGACAUGUUGGGCUAUGACCUGUACAGCAGCGCCCUGGCCGACAUCCUGAGCGAGCCCACCAUGCAGCCGCCCAUCUGCGUGGGCCUCUACGCCCAGUGGGGCAGCGGCAAGUCCUUCCUGCUCAAGAAACUGGAGGAUGAGAUGAAGACAUUUGCUGGGCAGCAGGUGCGGCCCUUGUUCCAGUUCUCCUGGCUGGUGGUCAUCCUCACGCUGCUGCUGUGCGGAUCGGUGGCCUUCAUUCUGGGCUUCACCGUGGACCCACGCCUGGCCAUCGCCGUCUCCCUCAGCCUGAUGGCUCUCCUCUACAUCUUCUUUGUGGUGGUGUACUUUGGCAGCCGGCGCGAGGGGGAGAACUGGAACUGGGCCUGGGUGGUGAGCACCGGGCUGGCUCGCCACAUCGGCUACAUGGAGCUCCUGCUCAAGCUGAUGUUCGUCAACCCGCCAGAGCUGCCUGAGCAGACCACACGUGCCCUGCCUGUCAGGUUCCUGUUCACAGACUACAACCGCCUGUCCAGCGUGGGCGGCGAGACAUCCAUGGCAGAGAUGAUCGCCACGCUGUCUGAUGCUUGCGAGAGGGAGUUUGGCUUCAUGGCCACCAGACUCUUCAGAGUGUUCAAGAACAAUGAGACACAAGCCAAGAAGUGGAAGAAGACGUGCUGCGUGCCGUCGUUCGUGCUGUUCGCUUUGACGCUGGGCUGCCUGGUGACUGGCCUGGCGCUGCUGGCCAUCUUCCGGGCCGACUGGAAGAACGUGACGGUCACCAGCGUGCUGGUGGCCAUGGCCAGCGUGGUGGGCCUGGCCGUGCUGCUCAACUGCCGCACCUGGUGGCAGGUGGCCGACUCGGUGCUGCACUCGCAACGCAAGCGCCUGCACAGCGCCGCCAACAGCAUGCACAAGCUCAAGAGCGAGGGCUUCAUGAAGGUGCUGAAGUGUGAGGUGGAGCUCAUGGCCAAGAUGGCCAAGGCCAUUGAUGGCUUCACCCAGAACCAGACCCGCCUGGUGGUCAUCAUCGAUGGCCUGGACUCCUGCGAGCAGGACAAAGUGCUACUGAUGCUGGACACGGUGAGGGUGCUGUUCUCCAAGGGCCCCUUCAUCUCCAUCUUUGCUAGCGACCCGCACAUCAUCAUCAAGGCCAUCAACCAGAACCUAAAUAGUGUACUGCGCGACUCCAACAUCAACGGGCACGACUACAUGCGCAACAUCGUGCACCUGCCCGUCUUCCUGAACAGCCGCGGCAUCAACACCGCCAGGAAGAUCUGCAUGGCCGCGCCGACCAACGGAGACAUGGCCAACGCAGAUGUCUGGCAUGAGGAGAUGGACAGGAAGAACAGUCUGGGUCAAGAUCAAGCCAAGAUGGGCAGCCGGACAGCACUGAACCGCAAGGGGAGGUACUCCCAGAUCCCCACACCACCCUUCGCCACCAGGGACACAUACCGCAGGAGACAGAUGCAUCGCUCCCUCACACGUCAGCUGUCCUUCGACCUGACCAAGCUGCUGGUAACUGAGGACUGGUUCAGUGACAUCAGCCCUCAGACCAUGAGAAGACUUCUCAACAUUGUAUCAGUCACAGGACGUCUCUUGAGGGCCAAUCAGAUCGUGUUCAACUGGGACCGGCUGGCGUCAUGGAUCAACCUGACUGAGGAGUGGCCCUACCGCACGUCCUGGCUCAUCCUGUUCCUGGAGGAAACCGACGGCGUGUUGGACCAGGUCACACUCAAGACCAUCUAUGAAAGAAUUUCCAAGAACAUCCCGACCACCAAAGACGUGGAGCCACUGCUGGAGAUUGAUGGGGAUAUCCGGAGCUUCGAGGUGUUCCUGUCGUCGCGGACGCCGGUCCUCACAGUGCGCGAUGUGGAGAUGUUCCUGCCCUGCACAGUCAACCUGGACCCCAAACUCCGGGAGAUCAUUGCAGAUGUCCGUGAUGCCAGGGAGCAGAUGCACAUUGGAGGAGUGGGCUAUCCCGCACUGCCCCUGCAGGAGGCCUCGGCUCGCGGGGGGGGCGGCGGUGUUCGGGCACCACGCGGGGCGGUGGCGGCGGCCUGCUCGCCCAGCGGCUCCAUGCCCGGGCCCUUCCCCCCCGGAGCACCACUCCCCCCGCAGCCCCACAGCAGCUACUACAGCGGCCUCACCGGCCCACAGCAUCCCUUCUACAACAGGCCAUAUUUCCCCCACCAUGUCUAUCACCUGCCGAGGCAUUACUCUGCCAUUACCCAUCAUGCCCCUCCAUUACGCCCGCCCACUAAACCUGGCUUUCACAAGGAUCCCAACGGACUCGCCCCUGGCUCUGGCAUGGCUGCCGCUCCGUGGGUCCCUCUCAGCUCCAUGACCACAGACGUGGUGUGUGAGCGCGCGAAGCAGAUCGAGGGCCUGGACACCAGCAUGCUGGAGCAGUACACCACCACCAUUAAAAAGGCCAACGUGAAUGGAAGAGUCUUGUCUCAGUGCAACCUGGAUGAACUGAAGAAGGAGAUGAACAUGAACUUUGGUGACUGGCAGCUCUUCAGAGCGAUGGUUAUGGAGCAGCGCCAAGCAGAAACCCAGCCACUGCAUGACGACUCGCGUGCUGGCAGCGAGCUGGGCAGCAGCGUGGGGGGUCCUGCAGAGACCAGCAGGCGCCCUGGAGGGCCACCUGAUGCCACCCUGGCCCCCGACGGCACCAUGCGCUACAGCCUCAACCUGAGCUUCGAGGAGCUCAGCAACGUGGGCCUGGAGGAGCCACAGAGGCACAGCAACUCCAACUGGACAGCUCCGAAUCACAGGACUCCCAGCAUGACGAGCCUAAACUCCCAGGAGUCCUCCAAUGACAUCUGCAAGCUUACUGACAAGCAGCAGGCCGAGUACCACACCGCCUACCAGGAGUACAUCGCUCAGAUGGCCCAGCUGGAGGGCCUGGGAGGGCCCGGGAUGGAGGAGAAGGCCAAAGAGGGCGAGCCGGACGGACGGAAGGCCUUCCCCAAGGGCCGCUCCAAGGUCACCGACGCCAGUGACGGAGAUGCCCAGCUUGACCCCAUCACGGAGGAAGACGAGAAGCCUGAGCCCGGCUCCGCCGCCCGAGCCCUCCUGAGCCGUAAGACCAAAGGUCCGGGGCCGCGCUACCAGAAGGUGCCCAACGACGAGGACGACUCUGGGGCGGAGGAGUCGGACAGCACCACCCCGUUGCUGAGCCAGGAGAGGAAGCGCCAGGAGGCCGAGGCCCAGCCGCCCGACGAAAGCGCUCAUCUGCUGCCCAAGGGGAAGGACUUCCUGUCCGAGAUCCUCCUGGACAAGAAGGAGUCGUCGGACUCGGGCCUGCGCUCCAGCGGGAGCUCCUCCGACCACUCGCUGCAGGACGCCGACUCCGAGCCGGAGAAGGCCGAGCCGGAGGCAGCGCGGGAGCCAGAGGAGCUGAUCGAGCUGCUGGAGCCCGAGGGCCUGGUGACGAAGCGCCUGCCCAGGAACCUGAGCGGCCUGCAGGACCCGGCCGUCAUGCGCAUGUCCAUCUGCUCAGAGGCGCCGUCGGAGGGCAGCGCACUGGCCAGCAGCCCCGAGGAGAACUGGCCCGCGUCGGCCGUUACCAACCUCAACCGCUCGGCCAGCAGUAGCACCCUCAACAACAACAACAGCUCCAACUCGCAGCACGCCCUGCGCGAGAACACCAACACCACCGCGACCGUCGCCGACAGCCCGCCAAUCAUCAUCAGCCCCGGCUCCACCAACAACACCACCUCCUCCAUCACCACCACCGCCGUGCUGCACAACGAGAACCUGAGGGCCCUCCAGCGGAAGAGGGGCCCCAGCAGCGAGAGCCACGCUGAGGAGGAACGCGAGAGUGUCCUGUGAAGCAGCCGCAGCAGCAGAUGGGCAGCGCACUAACUGACCCCAUUCUGACCAUUGAUGAUGUCAUGUCUGUGUGCAAGACAGGAGUUGAAAUAAAACCUAAUAAAACCUGAAGUAAGUUUGCAUUUCAAGCCAAAUUAACACUUGGCCUCACAACAAGUUUUUUCAAAUGUGGUGUCAAAAUGCCAAAUAGCUCUUUCUUGAAGAAGACGCUAGACUUUCUGACAGCCUAGAUGUGAAGUACCUUAAAUUUGCUAGAAAAAGUUUAUAUUAAUCUACCAAGUGGGAUCAAUAUGGAGAGAUCUUGCAAUAAUCUCGUAAAGGACUACAUUGGCCUGUCAGAUAUACUUCAACCUUGAGAUGGUCAUCAAUCUUGUCUACUGAUAAAACUCGUGUUUGAUUCAAAAAUAAAGUGAUGUGUUGCUGUUACCUGAGGUUUUGUGCCAAGCAGUGAAUUGUGAUGGUACGAUGUAUACUGUAAGACAUAAUAAUGUGACUUUGUGAGUGUUCACUUGAACUACACUUCAAAAAUCCUCCAAACUGUUUGUCUGAAAGUCUGUGGUGUUCAUUGACAGAAAUGCCUGUCUAAUUUGUAUUUUGUUGAAAUUGAUAUGAUGUAUUGGUGUAAUGUGCUGUUUGAAAAAUGCUGAGACUCGUAUGUCGGCCUGAUUAAAUCUUCAGGUGGUGUGAGACAAAUUGAUGUGAGAAAAGUAGAUGUUACAAGUCAUUGUCACAUAGCAUGGCAGCGCUGCCAGAAAUAUUUUGCAUGCACUGUUGGUGUGUUUUGGUGGAUGUUCCCACAAUUUUCCUUUGUCUCUCCAAGAAAUAAACAUGUCUGGCUACAAAAUGUUCAUUGUA
Alosa sapidissima (American shad) is the source of this 6181-nucleotide messenger RNA. It is a transcript of the gene kidins220a, whose product is annotated as kinase D-interacting substrate 220a. NCBI's taxonomy places the organism in Eukaryota, Metazoa, Chordata, Actinopteri, Clupeiformes, Clupeidae. The record is from RefSeq and is a predicted model, not a curated record. Gene Ontology annotation, molecular function: protein binding.